This is a messenger RNA of Letharia columbiana, 1464 nucleotides long. RefSeq lists its product as uncharacterized. NCBI's taxonomy places the organism in Eukaryota, Fungi, Ascomycota, Lecanoromycetes, Lecanorales, Parmeliaceae. The transcript has a single exon. The coding region runs from base 1 to 1464 and encodes 487 amino acids. The record is from RefSeq and is a predicted model, not a curated record.
AUGGACACCACUUUGAGACAAGAAAAUACCUCGAAAGAGUCAAAACUCUCAAUGACCGCGAAUUUGCCCAAUCUGCAAGCUCAGGAAGAAGUCGCGGAUACCUCAAAGCACUCGGUUCAUUCCGUCUGGUCUCGGACAUCUACACUUGAGUUUCACCACGAGCCCUUCGAAGAAUUCAAGCCACUCGUUGAGCAGCUGUGCUUAACAAUAUGGCCAAACUCUAUGAGAGUUCCAACCCUCGAUUACCUUCUAGGCAAUGUCUUUACGGGCUUUCUACGAAGGAAGACCUCUUCUCGCACAGCUAGCCUUUUUUCAUCCAAUACCUUCCAUGUCGAGCGUCUCUCGGGCGGCAGCUUCAAUCGAAUCAUCGGCAUCACAGUCACCAAAGCAAAGUCGCAAGACGCGAUUCGAUACAUUCUGAGAGUGCCACGUUUCGAAAGCGCCCGUCCAAAUCAAGAAGUCGCAAUCGUAGAAUAUGUUCACCAGUAUUCCACAAUCCCUGUGGCAAGAGUCGUCGCCAUGGACUUCACAGCGAACAAUCCUCUCAAGCGUCCAUACGUGGUGCAAAAUAGGAUACCUGGCUUCGACUUACAGUCAAAGAAACAAAACUUCACACAGCUGACUCAUGAGCAGCAAUGCACUUUCUCGACCGAGUUCGGUCGCAUAUUGCGUAAGCUGCAAGAGAUGGGCCAUUCCACACCGGGUCAGGUCGAUAUUGCCGCCAACCAAGACGGCAGUCAAAACUACAACGUCCGCGCCUUUGAUGUCGAUGCCGACCCUUUUGGUGACAAUCCAGAACUGGAUGAUAUCAGUCUAGCAGCACAGGCGCCCAAUCACUGCUCUACGCUCGAGUUCUUCCUAUCACAAUUUGGAAGGUGGAAAGCCGCCGCUUCAAAGCACGAUGAUAGUAUCAAAGCCGAUUACAUGAAGUGUCUCGCAGCUGUAGCGACUCAGAUGAACGAAGUUGGCUUUUUAGGUGACAACGAGAAUUGCCUAUGCCAUCUAGACCUCAAUCACGCCCCUCAAAACAUAAUGGUCAAUAUACAAGACAGUUCACUCUCGGUCUCUGGUAUUCUGGAUUGGGACAGCGCAGUGUUCGCCCCUCGAUUCGUAGGCUGUGUUCCGCCGAUGUGGAUCUGGGCGUGGGACUUUGAGGAAGACGAAGACGAGGCUCAUGCCAACGAUACACCAAACAGUCUCAAACAGCAAGAACUGAAGCAGUUGUUUGAAGAUGCCGUUGGAGAAAGGUUUCUAGGCUUCGCGUACCCGCCACAAUACCGGAUUGCUAGGAGGCUAUUCAAGUUCGCUCAGCAGGGGAUGAAUGCCAGCUGGCAUAUAGAGGAUGCUGACAGAUUGAUCAGCGAGUGGGCUCAGAUACGUCCUUCACACCUGCCAGAGAUUCGAAAUCCUUUUGACGAGUCUGAUUCGUCGAGCGAUAGUGGCGAUGACAGCACUGAGUCCUAG